Brassica oleracea var. oleracea is the source of this 1738-nucleotide messenger RNA. RefSeq names its product cytochrome P450 94B1-like. Gene Ontology annotation, molecular function: heme binding; iron ion binding; monooxygenase activity. The transcript has a single exon. The coding region runs from base 48 to 1571 and encodes 507 amino acids. The record is from RefSeq and is a predicted model, not a curated record. NCBI's taxonomy places the organism in Eukaryota, Viridiplantae, Streptophyta, Magnoliopsida, Brassicales, Brassicaceae.
AAAAACAUAAUUAGAAUUACCAGAAGAAGAAACAAAGAACUCCAAAUAUGGAAAUUCUCACUGCAGUUCUCGUCCUAUUUCUUAUAUUAGGGUUUAUAGUACUAAUCUUCUCCUUUUCAACAAAAGCCCUAAAACCACGAACCGAAUCCUCCACCAAGCUAAAGUCGUAUCCACUCAUUGGCUCCAUCCUCUCCUUCAAAAAGAAUCGCCACCGUCUCCUCCAAUGGUACACCGACCUCCUCCGCCUCUCUCCAUCUCAAACCAUCACCGUCGAACUCCUCCUCAACCGCCGAACCAUUGUCACGGCCAACCCCGAAAACGUUGAGCAUAUUCUCAAAACAAACUUUUGUAACUUCCCUAAAGGCAAACCUUUCACCGACCUCCUCGGAGACCUACUUGGCGGUGGAAUCUUUAACUCGGACGGCGAGUUGUGGAGCUCGCAGAGAAAACUUGCCAGCCACGAGUUUACAAUGCGUUCACUUAGGGAGUUCACUUUCGAGAUCCUCCGUGAGGAAGUAGAAACCCGUCUAGUUCCCGUGCUUUCCUCCGCCGCGGACUACGAUGGAGGCAGGACGGUGGACUUUCAGGAGAUCUUGAAACGUUUUGCUUUCGACGUAGUUUGCAAAGUUUCAUUAGGUUGGGAUCCGGAUUGUCUUGAUUUGACCCGACCCGUUCCGGUUCUUGUCGAGGCUUUUGAUGUAGCGGCGGCGAUCAGCGCUCGCCGUGCGACGGAGCCGGUUUACGCCGUGUGGAAGCUGAAGCGUUUGUUGAACGUAGGGAGCGAAAGGAAGCUCAGAGAAGCGAUCAAGACCGUACACAUGUCCGUCUCCGAGAUCAUCAGGGCCAAGAAGAAAAGUCUCAAAAUUAAUGGUAACGUGUCUGACAAGCUAGACCUCUUGUCUAGGUUUCUCGCGGCCGGACAUGACGAGGAAUCAGUGAGAGAUUCAGUGAUCAGUUUUAUCAUGGCGGGAAGGGAUACUACCUCGGCGGCGAUGACGUGGCUUUUCUGGCUGUUGAGUGAGAACCCUAACGUGGAGAAGAAGAUUCUUGAAGAAGUAACAAACAAGGGACCGUUAGGGUUAGGAGUUGAGGAUUUGAGAGAGAUGAGUUACAUGAAAGCUUGUCUAUGCGAAGCAAUGAGACUAUAUCCACCAGUGGCUUGGGACUCAAAGCAUGCAGCAAACGACGAUGUUUUACCGGACGGGACACACGUGAAAAAAGGAGAUAAAGUUACUUAUUUCCCUUACGGUAUGGGAAGGAUGGAGAACGUGUGGGGUCAAGAUUGGGAUGAGUUUAAACCGAACCGAUGGUUUGAGGAAGAACCAAAUUACGGUACAAAACCGGUGUUGAAAAGUGUGAGCUCGUUCAAGUUUCCAGUAUUCCAAGCCGGACCAAGGGUUUGUAUAGGCAAAGAAAUGGCGUUUAUGCAGAUGAAAUACGUGGUUGUUUCGGUUUUGAGCCGGUUUGAGAUCACACCGGUUUGCAAAAACCGGCCGGUAUUUGUUCCUCUUCUAACGGCUCAUAUGGCUGGUGGGCUAAAGGUUAAGAUCGAGAGGAGAAAGUAUUUGUGAUGUCCCCAUUUAAUUAAUCAAGUCAUCAUGUCCUUAUAGAAUAUAAAACGAAUAUGUAAAGUGUGGGGUUUAUACAUUAAAUCAGAUUAAUAUAUGUAUAUGUGAUUCACAGUUUUACACAGCUUGCUCGUGAAUAGAUUUAUUUAUAAAUCAACACUGUCGUCUUA